Pseudonaja textilis is the source of this 2108-nucleotide messenger RNA. Lineage: Eukaryota; Metazoa; Chordata; Lepidosauria; Squamata; Elapidae. The record is from RefSeq and is a predicted model, not a curated record.
UCUGAUAGAUACACCCACUGAGAGAGAGAACCAUCGGCACUUCCUUUGCAACCUAGCCACCCUACACACAUGGUUGCUACUCCGAGAGAAGCUCACAUAAAUAUAUGUAUCCAGAGGUGUAAUUCAGAUUUAUUGGAAGGCUUGCUAAAUCUGUUCAAACUUUUUUAAACUUUUUUUUCCCGAACAGCAGAUUUCUAUGCGUUUUGCUGUUCACGCAAACAUCCUCUAACGGCAUCCAUUUGAACACAUCGAAGCAGGGUGUGUGGUUGAUAAGGAUCGGAGAUCUAUCCAGAACUAAACGGCCCAUCUAGCAGCAGCAGCAAGAAAAAGCAUCUGAGCUGGAAAGGAGCAGAAACGCCGCCGCCGCCUAGCGCUUUUUAAAUCAUCUUCUAGUUACGUUUCCGAGCGUCAGACAGUCUGAUUCUCCUCUGAAGUUGGCUCCAGCCUUAGCAGCCGCAUUGGAUCCCACAGCAUACUGCGAGACUCCGGUCUACAAUCCGGAUCUCUGCCCCAACAUGAUCGCAGCUCAGGCCAAGCUGGUUUACCAUCUCAACAAGUACUACAACGAGAAAUGCCAAGCCAGGAAAGCGACCAUUGCGAAAACUAUCCGGGAAGUCUGCAAAGUGGUCUCGGACGUGCUAAAGGAAGUGGAAGUGCAGGAGCCCCGCUUCAUCAGCUCCUUGAACGAAAUGGACAACCGCUACGAGGGGCUGGAAGUCAUUUCGCCCACCGAGUUCGAAGUGGUCCUUUACCUGAACCAAAUGGGCGUUUUCAAUUUUGUGGACGACGGCUCGCUGCCCGGGUGCGCGGUGCUCAAAUUGAGCGACGGGCGCAAGAGAAGCAUGUCCCUUUGGGUGGAGUUCAUCACGGCCUCGGGUUACCUCUCAGCCCGCAAAAUCCGCUCCCGCUUUCAGACGCUCGUGGCCCAAGCCGUGGACAAAUGCAGCUACCGAGACGUUGUGAAAAUGGUGGCGGACACCAGCGAGGUGAAGCUGCGGAUCCGGGAUAGAUACGUGGUGCAGAUCACGCCGGCUUUUAAAUGCACCGGGAUCUGGCCCAGAAGUGCUGCCCACUGGCCCCUGCCCCACAUCCCCUGGCCGGGUCCGAACCGCGUGGCCGAGGUCAAAGCCGAAGGCUUCAACCUCCUAUCCAAGGAAUGCCACUCGCUGGCGGGCAAGCAGAGCUCGGCCGAGAGCGAUGCCUGGGUCUUGCAGUUCGCCGAGGCCGAGAACAGACUUCAGAUGGGCGGUUGCCGAAAGAAAUGCCUCUCGAUCCUCAAAACGCUGCGGGAUCGCCACCUGGAGCUACCCGGGCAGCCCCUCAACAACUACCACAUGAAGACCCUGGUUUCCUACGAGUGCGAAAAGCACCCGCGGGAAUCGGACUGGGACGAGUCUUGCCUGGGCGACCGCCUCAACGGGAUUUUACUGCAGCUCAUCUCCUGCCUUCAGUGCAGGCGGUGCCCGCAUUAUUUCUUGCCCAACUUAGACCUUUUCCAAGGCAAACCUCACUCCGCCCUGGAAAACGCAGCCAAACAAACGUGGCGGUUGGCGAGGGAAAUACUCACCAACCCCAAAAGUUUGGAAAAACUUUAGGAGGCCGCGGAGACGCAGCCGUCCACCUAUUCAGCCGCCUCCUUCUCUUUUCGAGGAUUCUGUGGGGAAAACUCAGGUGCUGCCAGCCGACCACGCGAAACGCCAGCCUGCAACAGAAGGAAGAGGCCGUCCCCGCAGGCGAAGCGCACCGCACUGCACCGCACCGCACGGAUUACGACUUGUCACCAUCCCGGCAUCCACGUCCCCGUUCGGAAAAACCAAACCAAGAGUGUUGUUAUCACCUGGGGAGAGGCAAUAGGGGCUACACUUCAGCCUGCCUGCGAGCAUUGCUGAACAGAAACCAGACCAGGGGGAUUAUAUUAACCAGGCCAGUAUUUUUUUUUCCUUUUGCGCGAGGCCACCCGAACAAAGAAAAGCAAACAAGCCCCCACCGCGGUUGUCUCUCCCCUCUCCCCUCCCACCCCUGUACAUUUUGAAACAUUGUAUGGAUUAUUGUGGUCUCGCGUUGUCUUUGAAAUUGUGGAUGUUAGUGUUUUGUGAUUUGGUGAAAAA